AUGGAUUACCAAUGCGUUGUUGUGUACACGGUUAUCAACAUCGCACCGCCACGACUUGCAACGCAAGCAGCCGGCCUUUCUAAUGGCUGUAUUGCCUGGUUCAAAAAUAAGCUCAAAAGAGCGGUAGCAGUUUAUCUUCAAUCUCUUAAACUAACGCCGGGCAAUGCAAUUAUAUAUGGAAAUUUGGCUUGUCACUAUUACAAACAAGGUCUCAUAGACCUUGCUAUAGACACAUAUAAACGAGCAAUUGAACUUCAGCCCAAUUUUCCUGAUGCCUACUGCAAUCUCGCUAAUGCAUUAAAAGAAAAAGGCCUUGUUGCUGAAGCAGAGGAUUGUUACAAUGCCGCUUUACGUUUAUGUCCGACACACGUUGACACUCUAAAUAAUCUUGGUAAUGUUAAAAGGGAACAAGGCAAGAUUAAUGAAGCUAUGGUUUUAUACAUGAGAGCAUUAGAGGUUUUUCCUAAUUUUGCAGCAACGCACAGUAAUAUGGCAUCCUUACUGCAACAACAAGGAAAACUUCACGAAGCAUUAAUGCAUUAUAGAGAAGCCAUAAAUAUUCAACCAGAGUUUGCUGAUGCUUAUAGCAAUAUGGGAAAUACUUUAAGAGAACUACAGGAUAAGACUGGUGCCUUAAUAUGUUUUAAGAAAGCCAUUGAUUUGAAUCCAAUGUUUGCUGACGCUCAUUGCAAUUUAGCCAGUAUUCAAAAGGACAUAGGUAAAUUAUCGGAAGCUAUCACAAGUUAUCAAAAUGCUUUAAAAAUAAAGCCCGAUUUUCCUGACGCAUACUGUAAUUUAGCGCACUGCUUUCAAAUCAUAUGCAAUUGGGAGGGGUACGACGAAAGAAUGCAAAAUAUUGUAAGAAUCGUCGAAGAUCAACUCCAUUCAGAUAAGCUAUGUUCUGUACAUCCCCAUCAUUCCAUUCUGUAUCCAUUGUCAAAUAGAGCAAGAAAAGAAAUUGCUUCACGACAUGCAAAUCUAUACACAGAAAAAGCAAACACUUUAAGCAAAGCUAGUUUCCAAUACAGCUUAACAGAUAAAGGCAGACUGCGUAUAGGUUACGUAAGUAGUGAUUUUGGUAAUCAUCCUACAUCACAUUUAAUGCAGGCUAUACCAGGACUACAUGAUCAUUCUAAAUUUGAAGUAUUUUGUUAUGCUUUAAAUCCAGACGAUGGAACCACAUUCCGUAAAAAGAUUAUUCAAGAAUCAGAACACUUUACUGAUUUAUCACUAGUAACGUGUAAUAUGGAGGCAGCAAGAAAAAUUAAUAGUGACAAUAUUCAUAUUUUAAUAAAUAUGAAUGGAUAUACAAAGGGGGCCAGAAAUGAAAUAUUUGCUCUUAAGCCGGCACCUAUUCAAGUUAUGUGGUUGGGAUACCCUGGCACUAGCGGAGCUCCAUAUAUGGAUUACGUAAUUACUGAUGAAACAUCUUGUCCUAUGUCGGCUCGACAUGACUUUAGCGAAAAGUUUGCCUACAUGCCACACACCUACUUUAUUGGUGACCAUAGGCAAAUGUUUCCUCAUUUAAUAAAACAAUAUAAAGUUUUUGAUAAUGACGAAAUUAUUAAUGUAAAUACUAAUAUGGCAAUAGUAAACUUGCCUGAAAAUGUAAAUGUUCAAAAUUUUUGUAUUAAGGAUAAGAAAAAACAUAUAUGUUUUGAGAAUUUACAGCCAAUAGAUAUAAUUGAAAGUGAAUUAUGCAUUCCGAAAUAUGUAUUCGAAAUGACAAUAAAUCCUGAAAUAAAGCAGGUUAUUGUGAAUGACACAGUUAUUUAUAACGGUUUAUCAAUAAACUGUAGUAAUAAGAAAAUAGGCUCCGGAGAAGCAGCUGUGGAUAGUACAAUAUUUACAUCGAGAAAGCAAUAUGGACUUCCACGUGAUGCGGUAGUAUAUUGCAAUUUUAAUCAGUUAUACAAGAUGGAUCCUAAAAUACUAGAAACAUGGGUCUAUAUACUUAAAAUGGUGCCAAAUAGUGUUCUCUGGUUAUUAAGCUUUCCAGCUGCUGGGGAACCUAACGUAUUGAAAUAUGUUCAGAGCUUAGGGUUGCCACCCAGUCGUGUGAUAUUUUCAAACAUAGCUUGUAAGGAGGAGCAUGUACGAAGAGGACAAUUGGCUGAUGUUUGUUUAGAUACACCAUUGUGCAAUGGUCACACAACUGCUAUGGAUAUUCUUUGGGCAGGUACACCUUUAAUAACGUUGCCGGGAGAAACUUUAGCAUCAAGAGUUGCUGCAUCCCUUUUAAAUACUUUGAAAUGUCCAGAACUUAUAGCCAAAGAUAUGGAGUCUUACGUAAAUAUAGCUGUGAAAUUGGGCACAAAUAUGGACUAUCGAAGAUAUAUUCGAGCGAAGGUUUCAAAGGCUCGUAUGUGCAGCACGUUGUUUGAUUGUAAAUACUACGCAAGUGGAUUGGAAUCACUAUAUAGCAAAAUGUGGGAGCUAUACAAAAGUGGAAAAGAACCUGACCACAUUAAGGCAUUCCAAUAA
Parnassius mnemosyne (clouded apollo) is the source of this 2484-nucleotide messenger RNA. The record is from the annotation of a GenBank genome assembly. NCBI's taxonomy places the organism in Eukaryota, Metazoa, Arthropoda, Insecta, Lepidoptera, Papilionidae.